Molecule: messenger RNA, 1269 nt
Organism: Auxenochlorella protothecoides
Lineage: Eukaryota; Viridiplantae; Chlorophyta; Trebouxiophyceae; Chlorellales; Chlorellaceae
Exons: 5
Coding region: 1-1269 (422 amino acids)
Source: RefSeq, a predicted model, not a curated record
AUGCACUCCGCUGCUGUGUCGCGCGGCAUGCGGGUGGCGAUGCCCAGUGCCGCCUCCGCUCUCAAGAUCGUGCUGCUUGCCGCGCUCCUAGGUGUCUCAUCCGCCACGGUGGUCGUCAACACCCACAAUGGGGAGACCUUCGCCUACCUGAAACCCCACCAGACCGUGCCGCCCUCGGCCAAGACCGCCAGCCUGGCCACCUCCGAGAACUGCAUCUGUUCCGAUGCGGACCCUCGCUCCGACGAUACCCUGCUCGUCACGUACGACUGCUACCAUCAGGCCCUGUACGGCAACUGCAAUGCCACAUUCAUGAAGGACUACCUGGAGGAGCUCGUGCAGAACGAUGGCUACUGCCAGAUCAGCUGUGGCCGCUGCAAAUGCUGCUCUGCCCCCUGGGAUGUCAUCCAGAAGACGGGGAGCAGCCGUUUCCUACAGGCGGUGGCCGCGACCAACUCAUCGCUGGAAGCCACGCUGAAGCGCCCAGGCUACACAGGCACCAUCCUGAUUCCCAGCGAUGCGGCGUUCGAGGCGGCGCUGGCCAAGUACCCAGGCCUGCUGCAGGACCCCGCGGUGCUGCUGCAGGUGCUCAAGUUCCACAUCCUGCCCCCCGAACCGCGCACGCGCGGCCUGUGGACCAGCCCCUUCAUGGCGGUGGGUGGCACGCUCUUCUCCCUCUACGACGGCGCCGCCAGCAUCAGGUCAGCCAAGACCGCGCUGCCCGCGGGCCUGACUGCGCAGGGUGGCGUGACCGGGAUCAAGCUGACGGGGCCCGUCAACGGCGCGACCGUGGUGCAGAGCGACCUGCGCGCCUGUAAGACCGUGGUCACCACGCUCGACAGCCUGCUCUGGCCCUUUGACCCCGCCACCCGCCUGUCGGCCACUGCCGAUGCCCUUUCCACGCUGCUGGGGGCCUCCGGCUACGCCCUGGCGCCCAACGCCCAGAUCAACGGCACCCAGGUCGCGGCGGGGUCGGGGAACACACAGGCCAGCGUGCAGGCCUGCGCCGCGUCAUGCGCCAAGGCCUCGGCGUGCAAUGCGUGGAGCUACUGCCCGCAGAUGGGGGGUUGCCGCUUCCCGGACGGGACAACCGUGAAUUACGGGUCCUGCGAGCUGCUGCACUCGGCCGAGGUGGCCGCGGGGGAGGGGCCGGCCUAUGGCAGUAGCGGCUUUGACGAGGUGCCUGUGAUCAGCGGCUGGGCGUCACAGGGUGUGACCCCGGCGGCAGAGAAGGCCCCCGCCACCAACCCUGUGGCGACGGCCGGGCGCUGA